This is a messenger RNA of Sorex araneus (European shrew), 7700 nucleotides long. RefSeq names its product islet cell autoantigen 1 like (gene ICA1L). Gene Ontology annotation, biological process: regulation of transport. The transcript is spliced from 15 exons. The record is from RefSeq and is a predicted model, not a curated record. Lineage: Eukaryota; Metazoa; Chordata; Mammalia; Eulipotyphla; Soricidae. Bases 437 to 1882 code for a protein of 481 amino acids. Gene Ontology annotation, cellular component: Golgi apparatus. Gene Ontology annotation, molecular function: protein domain specific binding.
CCAACCCCAGCGCUCGCGGGGCCGCGGCCGAGCUGCGCCCGCCGGGGCUGGCGGGGACCCGGAGGCCAAAAAUCUGGGUUCCCAUGGCGACGCCGGGAGGUGGCGGCUCCCGCCACGCGCGCACGCGGUCUCUCGGGGGCGUCGGCGGCCUCCUCGGUUCUCGGUAUUUUCUGUAUUCAUUUUUUGGUUCUGACUCGGGCUGGAGUACUGUAAGGCGAUAGUACUUUAAUCAUCUGCACAUCAAUAUUUAUGGAGUAGCCACAGGUGCUUCAUCCUGUAGUGGGAGUUCAUUAAUUAUGCAUUGAUUGGCCAAAUAAACAUCUAAUGUGGAAUCAUAUCACUGAAAACACUUUUGAGGUCCAAAUCUUGAUGCAUUCUACCUAUAUUUUAUGGACUCUCAUCUAAACUCUGAAUUGACUUUUGUUUAAGUAACUCCAUGGAUUCCUUUGGGCAACCCAGACCAGAAGAUAACCAGUCAGUAGUCAGCCGAAUGCAAAGGAAAUACUGGAAAACAAAACAAGUAUUUAUCAAAGCAACCGGAAAAAAGGAGGAUGAACAUGUGGUAGCAUCUGAUGCAGAACUAGAUGCUAAACUUGAGGUUUUUCACUCCAUUCAAGAGACAUGCACUGAACUUCUGAAGAUAGUUGAGAAAUAUCAGCUAAGACUCAAUGUUAUAUCGGAGGAAGAAAAUGAACUAGGGCUAUUUUUAAAGUUUCAAGCAGAACGGGAUGCAACCCAAGCUGGCAAAAUGAUGGAUGCCACUGGCAAGGCUCUCUGUUCUUCAGCCAAGCAAAGACUGGCCCUGUGUAUUCCCCUAUCUCGUCUGAAGCAAGAAGUAGCAACAUUCAGUAAAAGGGCAGUAUCUGAUACCUUGGUGACCAUUAAUCGGAUGGAGCAGGCACGCACAGAAUACAGAGGAGCUUUGCUGUGGAUGAAAGAUGUAUCUCAGGAGCUUGAUCCAGAAACCUUAAAACAAAUGGAAAAAUUCAGAAAAGUACAGAUCCAAGUGAGAAAUAGCAAAGCUUCUUUUGACAAGUUAAAGAUGGAUGUUUGUCAGAAAGUGGAUUUACUUGGAGCUAGUCGCUGCAAUAUGUUAUCUCAUUCACUCACUACCUACCAGAGAACACUGCUUGGAUUCUGGGAGAAAACAGCUGGAAUGAUGUCCCAGAUUGAUGGGGCCUGUGUUGGCUUUCACCCUUAUGGUUAUGUAGCUCUCAAGCAACUUCAAGACACUUCAAGCACGGUUACUGAAGAUCACAAAGAAGAACAAGUAGAAAACAGUUUUCUUACUGAAAACCUCAAUAAGUUAGUUUUGCCAGAUGAGGAAAUUAGCUUGGAAAGUGAACCAGUUGAAGAGAACAAGGAAAAACACUUUCAAAUAAGAGGAUUUGGAGCACCUCAAUUUUCAAAUUCUGAAAAUGCUGCAAAAGAUCUGCAUAUAGAUUCACUGGAAGAAGAUUUUGAGAAAGAAUUCUCAUUUCUGAGCUCCCUGAUAAGUCCUGGUUCUUCAAGUAACAGUGAAUUUACUCAAGAAUGCCAGACUGCAUUUGGGAGUCCCAAUGCCAGCCUAAAGUCCCAGGAGCCUUCUGUGGGGUCUGAGUCUCUUGCUCAUUCUUCUGGAUUUCUUCCUUCACAACUCUUUGACCUUGGCCUUCAUGCUCCUGGAGCUUUCAACAGCUGGGCCUCCCAAGGGGGUACAGACCUUCCUCUUUCACACAUUGAUAACCCACCAGUGCCUUCACAGAGUCCAAAGAAGUUAACAAGAUCUCUCAACAAUGGCAACCAAGACAUGUCAGCCUGGUUCAAUCUAUUUGCAGACUUGGAUCCACUUUCAAACCCAGAUGCCAUUGGGCAUGCAGAUGAUGAACUUCUUAAUGCUUGACUGAAGUUAUUAUGUCCCUUCAAUGGCCUUGAGACAUCAAUUUUGCAACAUAAUUGCCUUUGUGGAAAGGAGUUUAUAUUUUAACCCAUACACAAAAGCAUCAUGUUUGUGAAUUUAACAUUUGUAAACCAACUUUAGACAGAUGGUAAAGACCACAUUUGAAUAGAUUAAGUAUCUCUUUAAUACCGUGAUUUGUAGCUUUUGAUAUGUUGAAAAUAUUAUACACUCUUGAGUCUGAACUAGGUAACAAGAUUUAUUUCAAAACAGCUAGGAAUAUUCAGUCAAUAAGGAGGUAGGCUAUUACUUUGGAAGGUCUUUUACUUGAAAAUUGCCUUGAUGGCUUAGAAGUCUCGAUGUAGCUAAAAGAUAGCAGAAAAGUUAGGGUUAUAGUCUGGGAUUGGUUUGUUAAAACAAUGAGAAUUUUUUUUAAUGGAAAAUAGCAUUAGAACCAGACCAGUUUUGUCUUUAGAAAGACAGAUAAGAUUUGCAAACCCAUUUUGCUUCAAUGAAAUCACAGAGAAAUGUGGUGCUUGUUUUUUCCACUUGGAAGCUAAACUGUAGUAUUUUCUUUCAUAUGAAAUCAUGGACAUCCCUCAAUUUUGUUAUUGACUUUUUAUGAGGAAAUAGAUUUGUAAGUCCAUUCUCCAUAGAAAUGGAGAAAAAACCCUCUUCUCAUCCCAUGAACCAAGAGCUUCCAGUAAUAGUCAAGAUACUGUUUGGGUGUCUUCAACUCUGGUUUCCUACACAUUUCUGUGCUGAUGUAUUCCCUUCCUAUAGAUGACAUCAUUUAAGAUUGUAUGUGAUUGCUAAGAAAAUUGUUGCCACUAUAGCAUGUAGAAUCUCAAUGUUGGAAGAAGACUCUUUAAUAUAAAUUAGUAUUUAGUUUAUGAAAACACAGCCACCGCAUAUACAUAUCAAUUUCCAGCUCAGUUUUAAUGCACAUCUUUUAGUUUUGAGGUAGUUCUCCAGGGUUAUUUUGUCAACCGAUCCAUUUCUUCUUCAUAAGAAAACAUUUUCACUAAGUUAACAUUAGAUCCCCAUGUGAUCAUAGUUCUAAACAGGAUUAUCAAAGAAUUGUCAUGUCCAAGUCAUUGUAUAUAGAAAACAUUUUUUAUGAGCAGAGUAGAUAAAAUGCAGUCUAACUCUAUCCAGACAGUCUGGCAUAACUGCAUUCUGAUAUGCCCACAAGUGGUUCUCAAAAUUGCUCAUAUGUCCAUAUUUAAGAACUUAUUUGAGGGUCAGAAACAGACUUAGAGAAGUUUAUAAAGUCUUUUCCUUAAAACUUUUCACAUGAUUGAUUAUUCCUAUCUUUGUUUUUAAAUGAGUUGUUAUCCCUUAGAAGCAUUUUAAAACACUUUAUUCAGUAAAAUUUCCAAGCUCAAACAACCAGAAAGACAGUACAGCAGAUAAGGCAUUUGCCUUGCAUGUGGGGUGACCUGGGUUUGAUAUCUGGCACCGUUAAUGGUCUCCUGAAUCCCAUCAGGAGUGAUCCCUGAGCACAGAGUCAGUGUGGCUCAAUCCUUCCCUCCACCUCAACUUUCCAAGGAUGCAAUACCAUUACUGUUAAGAUGCAAUAACCAAUACUUUAUAAACCACAAUAUAAAUUCUGUAUUUGUGGUGACUCUGUGCUCUCAACUUUUGAGUUCCUCAAAACAUGCUAACUUUGCCCCGUUUUCCACACUAAUUUUGUCACUUGUGCAUUAGUUCAAGACUAUUUAUAUGUCUCCCUUGUGUGUAAGUAAAGUAGUCCCUGUUAUCUAGUAUCAACAAAGACUGCUCACUGCAGAGGAAAACCUCUUUCCAAGUCUCAAUUCCAAGCUAUGAAUAUAAAGGAAUAUUGCCUUCAAUUUUAUAAAGAAAUUGAAUUCUAAAUUCUAAAAAAAUUUUAUAAAGAAAUUAAAUUCUAAAUUCUAAAAAAAAUAGAAAUAUCAAGAAAUUGUCAUUAUUCAGGUCUUAGUUUCUUUUUCUCUUUCAACACAGAAUAUGUGGUCAUCUAUUUAACCUAAACAUAAAUCUACAUUAGCAAUUCCAACUUCAGAAAGUAAUAACCCCAAAAGAAAAAAAAGUAACAACCCAUUCUGAAAAGCACUUUGAAAACUUUAUUAUUAAAAAAAGGUAACCAUUCAUAUUUUCUCAAAAUGUUAACUGAAACUCAGCAAUUAAUUUGUAGGCACCAAAAGGGAAAUCUGACUAUAGUACACUGAAACCAUUAAUAUAGGAAAUCAAGCCCAAAUUCAGAAAGGAGUAGAAUAAGAAUAGGAUAGACACAAUAAGAAAGGAAUCAGGUGCUAUUUGAUUAAAUCAACAAUUCAAUAAGAUGCAAAGGUAGGCUGAGAAAACUCUAAGUGAAUGUUUUUAUUAUUAAAUGGUAAAAAUGCAGAUCUACUUUGUUAAUACCAGAUAAAAAUUCAUUUAACAUUGGAAAAGCACCAGAAAAACUAAAAUUUGCCUAAUCUUUCUAUAACCACUUUACAAAAAAAGAGGCAGGAAUACCAGGGCAUAUUGACUUAAAUCAGUGUAAUUUCAUAUUUUUUAAAAAGUCUUUUUAAUUAUAAAACAUAGCUCUGGUAUGAUGAAAAAUGCUGUAUUUAAAAAAUAGGUUUUAGUAUGUGCAAUGAAAAAAAUAUUUUCAACUAUGGAUAUUUCACAUAUAUAUCUAUUGAAUAUUUAGAAAUAUAGAGCUCUUACAGCAUAAGAACAAUUAAGUGUGAAUGUGUUCUAUUUUUCUGAGCCUCUUUUAAUAAAAGUUGCUAGAUAGCAUAAAACACAGUUUACUUCCUAAAAUAAUACAAAUCUAAUUACUGUUUCCUUUUUCAAAAACUUAGGAUUUAUCUCAGGCAUCAUAGUAAUAGGAAUUGAUCUAUAUACCACAGAAAAAAGUAAAACUAGGGAAAUUAAUAUCCUUAUGAGGCUUAUUCUAAUUUACUUCAUAUAAAGGAACUUUGUAAGAUAUAGGAACUAACAGAAUGUGUUAUGUAUUUUCAAUUAAAAAUACAAAUUAUCAAAUAUAAGAUAUAUGAGCCUAGAUAAAACAGCCAAAGAAAUAUAAAGUACUUGAUUUGUUGAGGUCAGAAAUAAAAGGAAUAUCAGAAUUGACCCACUUAUUUUAUCUUACAUAGCAUUACAAAGCUCUACAUUAACUUAUCUUGAACAAGGUAGCUAGCCCCAGAGUCUUGGGAUAGAUAAACUAAGGAGUUAGAAACUUUAAAGCAUUAAUUCAGAGGUCAGGAAAAUAGUUGAGUGGGUAGGAGCACAUGCGUGCAGGAGGCCCACGCUCAGUCCGUGACAUUGAAUGGUUCUCUGAGCACGAGUGGGAGCAACCCCCAAGCAUUGAGCUGGAGUACCCCAGCAUCACUGGGUAUGUCCCCCAAAUAAAAGCAUUAACAAACUCAGUGUUAUUAAAAGUAAUGCAGGUCCAGAGUGAUAAUAGAGCGGGUAGGGUGUUUGUCUUGCAUGUGGAUGAUCCAGGUUCAAUUCCCAGCAUUCCGAUAUAUGGUCCCCAAGCGCUGCCAAGGAGUAAUUCCUGAGUGCAGGACCUGGAUUAACUCCUGAGCAUUGCUGGGUAUGAAUCAAAAAGCCAAAAACAAACAAAAGUAAUGCAUUUAAAAUUCAAUAGGUGUUUAUAUACUGCAAAGAAAAUUUAUAGAGCAGUAUGGGAAGAAAAAUGUUGCUCAGGUGGGUCACACUCAUAAGUCCAGCACAAAGUAUCUUUCAUCUUUAUAUAUUGUAGCACUGUAGCACUGUUGAUGUUCCUCAAUUUGCUUUAGCGGGCACCAAUAACGUCUCCAUUGUGAGACUUGUUGCUACUGUUUUUGGCAUAUUGAAUACGCCACCAGUAGCUUGCCAGGCUCUGCCAUGUGGGCAGGAUACUCUCGGUAGCUUGCCAGGAUUUCCGAGGACAAAGGAAUUGAACGCAGGUUGGCCGCAUGCAAGGCAAACGCCCUACCCUCUGUUCUUUCAUUCCAGUCCCUUUAUAUAUUAGUUUCAUAAAAAAUGGUCUUUGGCAUUUUUAAGUCAAGACAUUGCUGUUCACUGACUUGUGUCAAUAAGCCACUCAGAGGACAGAGUAAAUACAGUAAGGAUAGAUAAAAAAGAGUAUUACUAAGUAGUAUUUUGAAGUGUACAUUUUUACAUGUAAAAGUUCUUUUCCCCAUUUCAAAUCAAUUCUACACUAUUUACAAAUCUGUAAAAUAUUAAAAUAUUAGAAAAAGAAAUCAUCCACAGCAUUACUAUCCAGGAAUAACAAUCAUUGUUAACAUUAUGUAUUGUUGUAGUGCCUUUUGGCUCAUGAAUUAAAUUGUGAUCCAAGUAAUUUUGUUUUGUACUCUAUGUCUGAAAUGGGAAUCUCAAGUAUUAUUAAGAUUAAAAACUUCUAAUUCUUUCUCUCAAGAAGAUUAAAAAAAAACAGUGCAACCAAGUGUUGCAUGAAUAUUCGUUCAGUCAGAGGCACUGAGACAAGGAACACAAAAGAAAUUUAUGUCAUGGAGGGCCCAGGUUCUCAGAUCUGUGACAAAGGCAGAGAGCCCCAAAUCUCCUUUUAUUGAUCAUGGUACCUCUAAAGAGCGUAAUACAGUGACAUCAUCAAAAGAAGUUACAAAAAGAGCAUUAAGGCAGCAGAACAUGUAUUGUUUCCUUGUAUCUGCAAGGCAGUGUAUUUUGCCCUAAGGAAAGAAAUACAAAACCAAACUUUUCUUGGCUACAAGUCUUUGGGUUUACAUCCCCAAAACAAAGUGGGGCAGAUCCUGAAAUCUAUAUCCCCCAAACAAACUGGGGCAGAGCGGGAGAUCAGGCUGGGCUUCUGUGAGAAAAGGAAAAACAGACUCUUUCAAUAUACUGAAAUUUAUGAACUUAUUUACUGAAGGCAGCUUAAAGGAAAAAAGAUGUUCAGCUUCAUCCAAACCAAUCAGAGCACACGAGAAAUCUCACCCAUUUUCAUGGGUCCCUAUGUUCCUGCACAUCAUAUGGUACAGUCUACCCUGAUAGCUCAGUCCAGCGCCAACAACCAAGACUGUGACUAAAAUCACUUUCUGCCUCUCUAAAAAAACAUUCUAACCAAUAUAAUGUAUUUUUUAUUUCUGUAGCUAUAGAAACAUUAAAACUCAGAGAACUUGUCACUAAAUUCCUUGUCAGGAAUUGGUGUAAACCAGCUUAAUUUCUCAUGGUUCUCUGAACCAGUCUGCCAGAAGUUGAAGCAAUGAAGAGGAUCAUAAAGGAGAACAAUGACACAUUCUACUAAACACUUAUAUUUUAUCAACUUAACUCUUACAGAAGUAGCAAUAUGGUUUGGUGGUUAAGUUUGACUUCCAGAGUCAGACAUUUCAAAAACAGUUCAACAUUUCCCAGGUGUAUGAUUAUGAUGCUACUUAAUCUACUUCAUUUUUUCCUCUAAACAGUAUCAAAAUAGCAGAUCAGGUUAAACAGUAAAACUUAAAGUGCCUCAUACUUGGUAAGUUAUCAGUAAGCACUGACUAUUAUAAUUUCAACAUAAUAAAGUGCAACAUCUUUGACUGUACUUUAUAAGCUAAACUGUAUGGAAUGGUCUUUCAUAAUCAAAAACCUUUGACUUACCAAAUGAAUACAUCAACUUACUAACAUAUAGUAAUGAGUGUUCACUUCCAAUUAUAUGUUAAGUGCUUUUUUCAUAUUCACUAUUUAACUCACAGCUCUGACGUCAUCGCGUAAGAAAGCAAGGUUAAACAGUUGUUUUCUCUAAGAAUCCCAAUUCCACAUUUGCAAAGCCAGAACUAAUUGUUGCCCUGAAAAUAGGCUGUUUUCUUUCUUCUUCUUCUUCUUUCUUCUUCUUCUUCUUUCUUCUUCU